UGAUACUGAUAAAAACUUUACACGACUAAAUUAUUUAUUUUUGCAGUUUCUGUUACAUAUUUCUUUGUUUUUCACCAUAUAUGAGGUGUCAUGCGAAAGAACACCUCUUUUAACGACCGGGUGACUAUAAAUCUCGGGUUUGACCCUAGCCGCAGUUUCAGUGAGACUGGGAAAAGCAAGUCUAUCACCAGGGCAUGGCGAAGGUUAUCUAGUCUCCAGAGGACUGUGAUCCUGCUGCUGGUGUGUGUGGCAUGCAUGUGUGCAGUAUACUACUCACCGGUGUUCCAGAUGGAGGUAGGCAGACCACGUGCACAGACCAAAGACCAUCCAAUCGACAUGCUGCCACCAGGUUGGAAGCCACCAGAAGCACCAAGGAAUCCUGUAGUGAUGAAUUCAGGAAACAGAGAUGAGGAAGAGGCUAAGGUGGUAGAUUUCCCCCUGAAGGUUGACAAGGAGGAGAAACAGGAGCAAAUUCACAACCCCAUGGAGAACAAGCCAGCUGAUAAGCCCCUUGCUGACCAGCAGGUGGAGGUGGACAAAUCUAAUGGACCAGGCCGGAGGUUCGAAGCUGUUGUGGAGUAUGACUACUUCAAUAGUAAUCGUCAGAACAAUGCACAACAGAAAGCAAUUAUCGAGGCAUUCAAGGAGUGCUGGGAAGCGUACAAAAAACACGCCUGGGGUCAUGAUGAGUUCCAUCCUAUAUCUAAGAGGUUUUCUGAGUGGUUUGGUGUGGGAUUGACCAUCAUCGACUCCAUAGAUACAGCCAUUAUCAUGGGUCUGAAAGAUGAGUAUGAGGAGGCCCGGGAGUUUGUAGCGAAGGACCUGUCACUGGACCGUGACCAGGACGUGAACUUGUUUGAGAUCACAAUCAGGGUCCUGGGAGGCAUGCUGAGCUCAUAUCAUCUCACUGGGGAUAACCUCUUUAAGGAGAAGGCUAAAGAGCUGGGUGACCGGUUAUUGCCAUGUUUCAACUCCCCGUCCCGGGUGCCGUACUCGGACGUGAACCUGCGCUCUGGUGUGGCUCAUGCACCGCGCUGGGGUCCGGACAGCAGCACCUCCGAGGUUACAACAAUACAGCUUGAGUUCAGGGAUCUGUCAGCUGUCACAGGCGAUCCAAAAUAUAGAGAAGCAGUAGACGAAGUAUACAGCCACGUCCACAGCGAGCCCAAGAAAGACGGGCUGGUGCCAAUCUUCAUCAACGCCCAGACUGGAAAGCUGCGUAACUCUGCAACCAUCAGUGUUGGGGCACGCGGAGACAGCUACUACGAAUACCUGCUUAAACAGUGGCUUCAGACAGGCAAGACUGAGGACAAGUACAAGUUUGACUACUUGGAGGCUGUGAACGGCAUGAAGCAACACCUGUUCAAAAAGUCUGAGCCUUCCAAGCUCACAUACCUUGGAGAACUGAUUGGCGGGCGAAGCUUUGCUCCCAAAAUGGACCAUCUUGUGUGCUUCAUGGGCGGAACCCUCGCCCUGGGGCAGGCCAAUGGGCUGCCAGACGAUCAUCUGGAUCUGGGCUCAGAGCUCACACGCACAUGCUAUGAGAUGUAUGCCCGCAUGCCCACCAAGCUGAGCCCGGAGAUUGUUUACUUCAACCAGGCAGAGGGCGCUUCAGAAGACCUCAUUGUGAAGCCUCUCGAUUCCCACAACCUUCUGAGACCAGAGACUGUGGAGAGCCUGUUUUACCUGUAUAGAAUCACCCAGGAUGAAAAAUAUCGCGAGUGGGGCUGGAAAAUAUUCUUGGCAUUCAAAAAGUAUGCACGUGUCGAGGGGUUCGGAUACUCUUCCAUAAACAAUGUGAAAAACGCCGGUGGGAAUAAUUACAGAGACAAAUUAGAGAGCUUUUUCCUCGCAGAGACUUUGAAGUAUUUAUAUUUAUUGUUUAGUGACGAUCCAGAUUUAAUUCCCCUGGACAAAUUUGUGAUAAACACUGAGGCCCAUCCAUUGCCUAUAUACUCGAAACCUUUCUCGAAUUGAUUAUCCACCCCUGUUUAACAGGAGCAUUGUGUGCUUGUACGUGUUGUGAUGGGCUUUUUCAUGUGAAAUAUCGGGAAAGCAUAUAGCUCAUUCAAAUUUGAAUGUCGAUUAUAGCUUCGCUUUGGGCAGUAUUCACGAUAGUUUGUAAAACUUGUUUGUUAUAGAGAUAUUAAUGAAAUAUUUUAAAACGCCAUCUCAUCGUAAACACAUAACUGAAGGUUUAGAAAUUUACAGCAGUAGAAAUAAUCUUGAGCCCUUAACUGGGGCAAUAUGAUAGUAUAUAAAAUUUGGGGAGAAUAGAUUGUGCUAACCACUGCGCUAAGUGGACUGGUCCAAGGAUUUCUAUUGCUGAUAUUAAUUUAAAAAAUGACAGAAAAUUCUCUAUUUUGCCAAAGGCUUGAGUAACACCAUUAAAAAUUGAAUUAUUUUAGGCUUGCAUUUACAAUAUUCUGCUCAAUAAACAAGUUGUUGUUUGGUUUUUGUUCAUAAAAGUAAUUAAAAUAACUCGAUUUCGGCAAAGUUCUUAAAUCUUGUUGCCAACUUGAAAUCUGUGAGUCCUUUUAAAGCUUUAAAGUACUUUAAUGUAAGAAGUUAGGCUCAUUGGUCCAGAAGUCUUACGUCGAUGACGUUUGUCACUAUAAAAUAAAAAAAAACCUCUUCUUUUGUUACACACCUUCAUCACUGUGACUAAAAUCAAAUUUUUAAUGUUUACUGCAAGUCAUUCACAAAAUCAACUACAUAGUUGAAGUUCCCUAUCAGAAACCUUGGCAUUGGCUUUUGAAGUAAUUUAUUAUUUGCAGGCUUUGUGCUUAAUGUAACUUGAUAUUACAGCAUUCUUGUGCUAUGCCUUCAUACUGUGUAUUACCAGCAUUACUUGAGCGCCAAAAGAAACUCUGUCACUUUCUGAUAUUGUCACUUCAAUGUUGUACUUGUUAGUUUGUCUGUAAAUUGAAGAGAAAAAGUCUGGAUAUUGUGAUAACUUGGUGUUGUCGGGGGCGACCUCAUGAUUUGUUAUUAACCUUGGCCUUGACUAAAUAAUGUUCAAAAAAUUCAAUUGAAACUUGAUACAAAAUAAUGCUGAUAGAGACAAUAUGCUCAUGUAUAGCAAGAUGCAUAACUCUAGCUUUAAUUAAUAUUGAGUUAUGACUAUUGUUUGACUGAAAAAUUACAUUCGAGCGUUGGCAUUCACUCCAUGGUGUUCUUGUUUUUGUGUGCUGUCACCCUUUGAGCCAGUUAUGCAUGGUUUACAAUGUGACUGAUCCCAUUAUUUAAUCCUUUAAAGCUGCAUUCUCACAGAUAAACCGGGUUUUUUUUUGUCUUAGAAAGAGCAAAUGUUUGCGUAAAUAUCUGCAAACCGAUGAUAAAAGAUUGCUGUCAAAAGAUCAGAUCGCAGAUUUUCAUAUUUCCUUUCGAAAAAUUAAUGUUUUAUGUUUUAAACCAUUAUUAAAGGUUUAAGAAAAAUACAUACACCAUCAAUUUUUGAACUUAAAUAUAAAAAUCUAAUUUUUUGUCAGCAGUCUUAUAUAACUGGUUUCAAUGCAUUUUCGCAAAAAAUUGGUUCGUUCCAAGACAAGAGUUCAAUCUGUGAGAGUGCAGCUUUAAAAGCAAGAUGAAAUCAGAUCAUUCCCUAGGUUUUAAAUUCACAAUCUUGUCGAUAAUCGCAAGAACUUGCAAAAUUUGCGAAAUUGCAAAAACUUUUACUUGGCAAAAUAAAAACCAUCCUCAGUCUGUUGGAGUAUUUAAUGCUUUUACAUUUGUAGAAGGUACAGGGCACAACGGGGUCACAGGGGGCAGAAGCGAAUUAUUUUAAUCUUAUAUACUAUGUAUAAAUAUAUAUUCUGUGCAUACAGUAAAAUAGGCUAAGAUUAAAUAAAAAUAGUUUGUUUCUGCUCCCUGUGAACGGGGUGAUUGAAUUACAGCUACUGAAAAUGGGCUGCUUUGUUACAUUGUAAAUUGUUAAAAAUAGUUAAAUCAACUAGGUUCAAACUCUUUUAAAAUGAGACCAACGUUUUUCUAUAUUUUGUCCAAUUUAUAAAAUAUUAAUUUGUAAUAGAUUUUUUCCUCUGACGUCAGGUAUAUAAUUUUGUAUCUAGGGCAUUAUGACUUGUUUUUGUUUUUUUAUAAAGUUAUAUAUAUAUAUAUGUGUAUCUCAGAGGUUUGAGUUGUUCUGUAAUAACACAAGACUUAUAAGUUCAAAAUUGUUCUAUAAUAGCAUAAGAGAUUUCUAAAUAUGAAAUUGUUCUAUAAAAGCACAAGACAUUUCUAAGGAUGAAAUUGUUCUAUAAAAGCACAAGACAUUUGUAACGGUGAAAUUGUUAUAUAAUAGCACAAUACAUUUGUAGCAGUGAAAUUGUUAUAUAAUAGCACAAGACAUUUGUAACGGUGAAAUUGUUAUAUAAUAGCACAAGACAUUUGUAACGGUGAAAUUGUUAUAUAAUAGCACAAGACAUUUGUAACGGUGAAAUUGUUAUAUAAUAGCACAAGACAUUUGUAACGGUGAAAUUGUUAUAUAAUAGCACAAGACAUUUGUAACGGUGAAAUUGUUAUAUAAUAGCACAAGACAUUUGUAACGGUGAAAUUGUUAUAUAAUAGCACAAGACAUUUGUAACGGUGAAAUUGUUAUAUAAUAGCACAAGACAUUUGUAACGGUGAAAUUGUUAUAUAAUAGCACAAGACAUUUGUAACGGUGAAAUUGUUAUAUAAUAGUACAAGAGAUUUCUAAGGAUAAAGUUGUUCUAAAGAAGCACAAGAGAUUUCUAAGUUUGAAAUUGUUCUAUAAAAGCACAAGAGAUUUCUAAGGAUCAAAUUGUUCUAUAAAAGCACAAGAGAUUUCUGAGGAUCAAAUUGUUCUAUAAAAGCACAAGAGAUUUCUGAGGAUCAAAUUGUUCUAUAAAAGCACAAGAGAUUUCUGAGGAUCAAAUUGUUCUAUAAAAGCACAAGAGAUUUCUGAGGAUCAAAUUGUUCUAUAAAAGCACAAGAGAUUUCUGAGGAUCAAAUUGUUCUAUAAAAGCACAAGACAUUUCUGAGGAUCAAAUUUUUCUAUAAAAGCACAAGACAUUUCUAAGGAUCAAAUUUUUCAUUUCUAAGGAUCAAAUUGUUCUAUAAAAGCACAAGACAUUUCUAAGGAUGAAAUUGUUCUAUAAAAACACAAGACAUUUCUAAGGAUGAAAUUAUAAUACAAUAAAAAAGUCAGAGUUUGAAAUUGUUCUUUGAUAUCACAUCAUGUUUCUUAGUUUGAUUUUUUUUCUAUAAUAACAUCAGACAUUUGGAAGAUGGAAAUAAUUCUAUAAAAGCACAUCUUGUCUCCUGGUUUAAAAUUGUUCUAUAAUAACACAUCUUUUUUCUUAGUUCAAAAACGUUCUGUAAUAAUCCAAGAUGUUUCAAUAUUAACCUAUUAUAUCUGGACUCCUGAUGAUGCCUUUCUCUCUGUGAUAUUGUUAAUGCUGAUGGUUGAAAUAUAAUUGUCAAUAUAUAUUGUGUUUUAUGAUGUAAUUUUAUUGUUAUUUAAGUAGUUUAGGUUUUAUUUUUUUAGCUAAUGAUGAAAAAUGUUUUUGUUUAGUUCAUAAAAAUCUUUUCAUUCUAACAUUUUGAAAACAGAAACUAACGAAAGCAUUUAGUUUUUUAAUUUUCAAUCUGAGAAAGUUUUUAAGUUUUUAUUAACUCUUUUGCUUGUUGAAGGCAAUGUUCAGUUAUGGUGAAUUAAAAAGGGCGAUAAAAGGAAAUAGAAAAUAAAAAUACUGUCAUUACCACGAUCAACAUAACGUUACGUACCAUCUGGGAGAAAAUGGAAUAAUUUUUGAGUAAAUUGUAUUUUAGGGAGUUAUAAAAAUAAAUUAGUUUUAUGGUAAAGUGUAUUUUCUGGGAGAUACAAAAAUGGAAUAAUUUUGGUGAUGUGUUGUGAAGUUUGAAACCAUAGCCUAUUAUGUAUUCAAAAAUAAAAAUAUUUACUAUUUUUGCUUUGAAGAUACAAAAGGUUGCCUUUGUUGUCACCAAAAGCAAGUAGCAUUUGAAGUCAGAUGGGGUGCCACACCGAGCUUUUAACAAUUAUUUUUUUUAGAAAUAUCAAUUAUUAUCUGGAAGGUCAAUUUACCAAACUGUCUUGCAAACUAUUGUACAGUUGUGAAGAUUGUUUCUGCACAGCCAUUUGCAUUAAAAAGAGUAGGAAGUACCUUGAAAUAAAAUAUAAAUGAGUUCGCCAAAAUUUUGGUGGAGGCCCCUUAACCCUGCUUUGGGCUUGAUCCCUUUCUACUCAGACAGGCAGCUGCCUAUCAGCUUUAGAACACCUGCAUUAUUAUGAUGGUUUUGCAUUUAACUGCAUUGUUUUAGUUUUUCUUAUUUGUCACAGAAAUGUUUAUUUGUACAUUAUAUCUCCACUCACACACCCCUAUAUAGAUAACUAAGGCCUAAAAAUAUAAUUUGUUGGUUUCUGGUUUCAUGCCCAAAAAAUAACAUGGUAGGUAGGUCGGAAAAUCCUUUAGGUGAAUAGUUUUUAUUAUCGGUAGCCUUUUUUUUUGUUAUAUUUUUUACCCCAAAACUAUGGAUUUAAUGCUUUAAAACAUUGAUACACUCAAAAACACUUCAUUUUUAACUUUAAAUAGAUUAAAUUAAAAAAAAUAAAAAAAAAUAUAUUUCUCAAGGCAAAUAAAAAUGUCUAGGCUCGGGGCAAAAAAUAGGAAAGGCUAGAAACAAACACCUUUGAUUUAUUUUAGGCCUAAAUCAUUAAUAUUUCACAUUAUUUUAUCUUUUUGUAGAAUAUUUUUGUUCUAACUCAUGAUUUUGUUAGUCAUGCAGAGGUAAAAUGGAACAAGAUUCUUGGAUAGGCCUAAGGUUGUAUAAAAUUGAAACUGAUGAAUAUCAGCAGUUCUAAAGGUCAGGAUAAAUCCCUGAAUCAGGAAUGAGUACUUUUAACUUCAUACUAUUGUAAAGUUUGUAGUUUUUUGCCAAGACGUUAUAAUGCAUCAAAAACAGUAGAAAUUUCCUUCAAAUGCAGUAAAGGACAAUUUCAAUUAUACUCAUACAGAACCCAGCUAUGUUUCAUGAUUGACAAUCAUCGGCUGUUAGACAUGACAUGUACACUGUCACAUUUCAACCAGUGUGACAUUUACAUCAUGUAUGGUUAUACUUAAUUAGUGUUUGAAUUUCAUUAAAAUAUUCAUUACUUUGUGUGUAGAUUUUUUUAUUUCAUUAACAGAGUCGUUGAAAGCUAAUUGGAUCUAUUGGCUAUUUAAACUGUUUUAAACAGAAUGACUCUCAAAUUUAUGCCUCUAUUAUUUUAAAACUUGUAUCUUCUAAAAUGGCAUCUUUUUCAGUAAAUAUGGUUUAAAAUCUGAGCUCUUAGUUGUGUGAUUAAUAAUCCUUUUACUAUUAAAUCUAGCAAACAUUUUUUCAAAUUCCAUUGUUCACAUUCUUGUACACCAGAGUGGUGAUUCCAUGCGUACAACAUUUUGGAUUAUCAUUGUCAAACUUCUGAUAAAUAUGAAUGAAAUAAAAUAAAUCAAAGACAGCAAUUGGUAGACAUUAAGUCUACAAUCAUGCAAAUAAGAUGAUUAAAAUAAAUUCAGUCCCUUUUCAUUAGAAAAGGUUUUAAACUUGUAAUUAAAUUAUUUAUUUUUUUCGAAUGUUUAUAGUUCAUAGUUUCAGGUUGUACUUGAAGAAAAGUCAAUGAUUGUAUGAUUAUGCUCAAAUACUAGUCACUGAUAUUAACUUGUUUAUGUGUAUUUGUUGGUAUAUUGUGAAUUGCCACAACAAGAAAAGGGACUUAAAGUAAUAACUAUAUUUUUUCAUUUUUAGUUAAAGCUACACUCUCAAAGAUUGGAUGUUUUGACUUUUUAUUUUUUGUCUUAGAAGGAGCAAAUUUUGUGAAAAUGCAUGGAAACCAGUGAUAUAAAAUUGCUGACAAAAGAUCAGAUCGCAGGUUUUCAUAUUUAUGUUAAAAAAUUGAUAUUUUAUGCAUAUUUUAAGCGACAGUAAUGCUUUUAACCAUAAAACAUUAAGUUUCAAACGUAAAUAUGAAAAACUGUGAUAUGAUCCUUAAUCAGCAGUCUUAUAUCACAGGUUUUCACAUAUUUACGCUAAAAUUGGCUCAUUCCAAGACAAAAAAUAAAAGUUGUUAAAAACGGUAAAUGUGUGAGCUUUAAUGAUCUCAUAUCAAAUAAUUAUUAUGUUAUCAUAAAAAAGAAGCUUAAAUUUCCUUGAAAGUACCAUGAACCUUAAAAACAUGUCCAAUCAUGGGUGCUGCCAUUCUAUAUUUAGAAGCAAAUGACAAUGAUGUCAUAUUUCCUACAUGUCCAUCAUUCUAUAUUUAGUAUCAGUUGACUAUGAUGUCAUAUUACCUACAUGUCCACAUGGUUGCUGCCAUUCUAUUUUUAAUAUCAGUUGACUAUAAUGUCACAUUUCCUGUUUGUAUCCUGAUUAUUGAUACAACUAUUUCUGCUUGUGACUGUUCUUGUGAAACAGCGAUAUACUGAGAUUAUUAUUAUAGGUUACAGGGUUAUAUGGGGCAAAGGAAACCGUAUCUUUGUUCUUACCCGAAUAUGGUUUCCUGUGCCCCUUAUAUUUCUUAUCGGGUUACCUUAUUCCUGAAGACUUCAUGUCGAUGACCUGUUUAAAGAAAUAUGUUUCAUUUAUUCAUCAAAAUCCGAAAAAGACACCUUUUUGGUACAAUAUAAAGAUCAGUGACCCUAUCUGGAAUUAAAUAGGGUCAACGGAUGACCAGUCCUUGACCAAUGGCGAUGGUUGCGUCAUUUAUGUUGGAAGCGUGAUUAUAGGAAAUUAUAAGCUUGUACAGGGGAGGGUUACAUAGACGGAGGCUACUACACAUCUCUCUGUAAGAGCCCUAUUUAUGUAAAUUAACAUACUGAAUCAGAAAAGUGCUAUCUGGUUAAAAAAUAGAAAAAAGUUAAUUGAUUAAAAAAGAGACACUAAAUUGAAAUAACCCUGUCCAAAAUGCAGCAAAAUUCUAGGUGGUGCUGUAAUGCUAACUUAGCAUUACAUGGACUUUGGUUGUAGAGCAAUAAAUAAUAAUCAGUGAAUAAAGUAACCCACUUAGAACCAAACAGCUAGUAUAUAUCACAUCUUCUCAUUUAUUUAAUUCAUUAUGAGACAUUGUGUUUCAUGUGCAGUCUUAGCUUCUAAUGUUCAUUGCUCAGUAGUCAAAUUUUCAGUUAGAGAAAAAGUACCUUUCUAAGGAAGAAGUUUGGUUUUACAGUUGUAAGUUAUUGUCUUUAGUCCAGUGUUUUAUUUGUGAAAACACAGUGGCAGUUUCUCUGUAUUUGAAAAAAACAAUGAGAACCCUGUAUAUAAUAUUCCAAAGGUUGGAAAAGUUCUACAUGUACGGCUAUGACUGUUAUAUAAUGGUAAAUAUGAAAUAAUUAUUAUAUAAUUUUGCAAUAUAUACAAAAUAGUAUAAUGCAUUUCUUUUUCUUUUUUAAACGUCUAUGUACAAUGUACUAGUUUAUAGAUUGUGCAAAGAUGUGCAGUUUCUGUAUGUUGUGUUUUCAUUCCAGUUAGAGAUGUAUUAGCAUUAAAAUGUAUAUCUGGGUUAUGUUAUUGUAGGUUUGUGUGAACAAUUAAGGAACUGUUAGAAAUGGAUUCUUUUGUCAUUUUGUUAUAUGUUUGAACAUGAUCAUGAUAGGAAUAAAUGCAUUACUGAACUAGUGUGUAGAAUAAAAUUGUUGAAAAUGAA
Molecule: messenger RNA, 9661 nt
Organism: Mya arenaria
Lineage: Eukaryota; Metazoa; Mollusca; Bivalvia; Myida; Myidae
Product: endoplasmic reticulum mannosyl-oligosaccharide 1,2-alpha-mannosidase-like
Exons: 12
Coding region: 91-1977 (628 amino acids)
Biological process (GO): N-glycan processing; carbohydrate metabolic process
Cellular component (GO): membrane; endoplasmic reticulum
Molecular function (GO): mannosyl-oligosaccharide 1,2-alpha-mannosidase activity; calcium ion binding
Source: RefSeq, a predicted model, not a curated record